This is a messenger RNA of Spinacia oleracea (spinach), 2893 nucleotides long. Its product is annotated as pentatricopeptide repeat-containing protein At1g63330. The transcript is spliced from 2 exons. The record is from RefSeq and is a predicted model, not a curated record. Bases 282 to 2468 code for a protein of 728 amino acids. NCBI's taxonomy places the organism in Eukaryota, Viridiplantae, Streptophyta, Magnoliopsida, Caryophyllales, Amaranthaceae. Gene Ontology annotation, molecular function: protein binding.
AAAGAAGGGUGAAAAUAAUUAGUAUUUCCUAAAUAAGAAAAAAAAACAGGGGUUAUUGUUAACUCUGCGGCACGUUCCCUCUAUCUAGUUUUACUUCUGGGUUUGUCCACCGCCGAAACGAGAAGCGAAGCAGAUUCCUGAUUAUCCCUUGAACAACACAAGUAGUUCUUCAGUUUUUGCUUCAAUUUCAGUGAAAUUCUUCAAGUAUGCAUCCCUUUAAUGGCAGUUUACAGGUUAGCUUCUCUUCCCACUUCAUUUAAUUGCAAUGUUGUUCAUUCAAAAUGGCAAUAAAGUUCACACCUUUGACGAUUUCAAGUAAUAUUUCAAGAUGGGUUUUCUUAAUUAGGUCAAUUUCUUCAAUUAAUAGUGUAAAUCAUGUACAAAACGUCUCAAAACCCCACCAAAAUGUGCUAAAUAGGAGUGAAAUUGACCCUAGAAUACAGUACUUAAAGAAUGGGUUGUGCCCAGAUAAUUUGAACAAGGUUUUGGAUAGUACUCAUGAUUUGAACUCAGCUUUAAAGGUGUUCAAAUGGGCUUCUCUUCAAAAACAGUUUAGGCAUAGUGCUGAUACCUAUUCUAGGAUUAUAUUGAAGUUAGGUUUUGCUGGAAAUGUGGAUCAAAUGGAGGGUUUUUGUAGGGAGAUGGUUAAGGAUAGGUGCCAAGGCGCGGCGGAGGCGCUUAGUGCUUUGGUGGAUGUAUUUGUAGGUAAUGGUAGGUUAGAUGAAGGUGUUAAGGCGAUUUUGGUUAUGAAUUCUAGUGGGUUUAAGCCUUCUUUGGGUAAAUGGAAUGAUCUUUUAAGUGCUCUUGUGGAGGGGAAGAGAGAAUUUCGUGAUGUAUUGUUGAUUUAUAAGGAGAUGGUGAAAUCGGGAAUUCUUCCGAGUGUUGAUACUUUGAAUAAUUUGAUAAAAGCUUUGUUUGAUUCGAACAUGGUCGAAAAUGCUUUGGAUCAAUUUAGAAGGAUGAAGAAGAAAGGAUGUAAACCUAAUUGUAGGACCUUUGAGAUCGUUAUACAUGGCCUCGUGGCCACAAAUCUAGGGAAUGAAGCACUUGGUGUAAUGAAUGAGAUGUUUGAAAUUGGGGUAAAUCCUGAUUUGAGUUUUUAUACCAAUGUUAUACCGCUGUUGUGUAAAGAGAAUAAGUUAGGAGAAGCUAUGAGGUUGUUCGACAUGAUGAGAACUUCCGAGUUUGAGCCUGAUGUUUGCAUUUACUCAUCUCUCGUCAAAUGUUUGUGCAUGAAUCUUCACUUCGAGAAGGCUAUUGAGCUAUCCCGUGAGAUGAGAAAUGCCGGGUUUAGUCCUUCAACAGAUGUUCUUGUGGAUAUUCUAAAAGCGUAUUGUAAACUCGGGAACCUUAAUGAGGCGAGAAAUUUGUUAGAUGAUAGUCAUGUUGUUGAUUCUUCUGCUUACAAUGUGUUACUUCAAGGUUACUGUGAUGCUCAGUGCUUCCUAGCUGCAAAAGAUCUAUUUCAUAAAAUGCUACACUUGGAUGUGGCAGACCAUUUAUCAUGGAAUAUCCUUAUUCUAGGGCUUUGCGAUGAAAAACAUGUUAAACAAGCUUUUAAAAUUCUUGGAAAGAUGAUCAUUUUAUCGUAUGAACCCAACUCCGCUACUUUCUCUGCGGUAGUCAUUGGCCAGUGUAAUUUAAGCAAGUACGAGGACGCUCUAAAGCUAUUUCAACUAGUCAGUGAGAAAGAUUGGGUUUUGGAUCCCAAUUCUUAUAACAAGCUAAUUGAAGGACUUUGUAAUCUAGAAAAGUUUACAGAGGCCUCUGAAGUGUUUAUGUUCAUGUCUUCAAGAAAUUGUUCCCUUCAUUCUUCUGCAUUCAGCGGUUUGAUCAAGGCUUUUUGUGCAACCGGAAGGGUAGAUGAAGCAAUCAGGCUGCUAAAAGUUGGUCAAAGUUGCAAGAAUCCUGUAAACACUUCUACUUUUACUGCUAUAAUCCGUGGUUUGUUGAAACUCAACAGGCCGUUUGAAGGUCUAGCUUUUUUCUCACAAAUUCUGAGACGUGGUCUGGUUCUUGACUUGGAAGCGUAUUGCAUCCUCAUUCAAUGCUUGAUUGCUUUACGGGAAAUAAAUCGCAGUCUUCUGAUUCUCAACGAGAUGGGUAAUGAAAGCUUAAUCCCCGACAGUGAAACACUUGCUAGCCUUUUGUUACAUUUAACCGACCACUCUCAGUUACAUAUAAUAUGGAUGUCAAUAAGCAAAAUUUGUCAGGAAAGUAAGGUUAUUGACCCGAAGAUUUACAACUUGCUAAUAAACGGUCUUUGCAAGGAGGGUUAUAAAACUGAGGCAUGUCAGCUUCUUGAUUUAAUGUUGGAGAAGGGUUUGGUUCCAGAUGCUAUUACUCAUGGAUGGCUAAUUGGAACUGUUGCUAGUCAAGAAGCAGCGCUUCAAGUAGUAGCAUCUGACUAUUCAGACACGCAGGAUGAAGUUAGUAGCAUACUUUCUGAAGGAUUAGGGGAAGCUUAAACAAGAUUUGACCCCAUAUAGCUACACAACUGUUCCAGAUCGGUGGAAUCUCUCUUCUGACCAAGUAACCUGCGUAAAAGAUGUUGGUAGAUUUGGUUGAUUUGUUCUUAACUAUGGCCAAAGUCCCAAAGGUGGAAACAGUUGACAGAACAAAUACUCUGAAAUAUUUCUCUCCCAAAAGCAAGAAACAAGUCAUCCAAUUCCUCUGAAUGCCAAUGUUGAACAGGAAUAUUUGAUAGGCAAUGCAGUGCGAUUUUUUCCGUGUUUUACAUAUCCUCGAUAUCGAGGUCUCUGUUCUGAUAUUGGCAAUUCUGUUCUUUCCAUUAAAAUGUCAAUACAAGUAUACAACUAUUGUAAAUCAUGUGAAUUUUUAUUCAUGAAUUGCCCUCUCGAUUCUUAUUCAUUCAUCCCUACUUGUUCUUAUA